This is a messenger RNA of Ricinus communis (castor bean), 1525 nucleotides long. Its product is annotated as probable 1-acyl-sn-glycerol-3-phosphate acyltransferase 4. Gene Ontology annotation, cellular component: endomembrane system. The transcript has 4 exons. Bases 287 to 1426 code for a protein of 379 amino acids. Gene Ontology annotation, molecular function: acyltransferase activity. The record is from RefSeq and is a predicted model, not a curated record. Lineage: Eukaryota; Viridiplantae; Streptophyta; Magnoliopsida; Malpighiales; Euphorbiaceae.
AUAUUUCUUUUAGCCAAUAGCGAAUGAGUGAGCUGGACAAGCUUGUUGGUAUCCCCGCGCAAUCUUCUCUGAAUACGAAUCUAGAUUCCAAUUUUCCUGUUUUAUUGGGCAUAUAUAGUAAUAUUAUCAUGGCGACUUUCAAUUUUCCUUUACAUACCGGAAAAUACAUCUUCUCUCAUCCAAGAUUUCCUCUUUCUCCUUCUCUCUUCGUAUCUGUUGACUUUCUCUCUCGAUACAAGACAACCUUAAGAGGAAGGAAGUUAUCUACAUUAGAUCCUGGAAAGAGAUGGAAGUUUGCAAGCCCCCCAACCAUACUUAUAGACAAAAAAACCGCCCUUUAACUCUUUUUAGGUUAUUAAGGGGUCUGAUAUGUUUGAUGGUGUUUGUUUCUACUGCUUUUAUGUUUUUAGUGUAUUUUGCUCCACUGGCCUUUUUGACACGGUUUGCCAGCGUGCACUUUCGCAGAAGAGCAAGCUCUUUCAUCUUCUCUAUUUGGUUGUCUAUGUGGCCCUUUCUAUUUGAGAAGAUCAAUGGGACUAAAGUUGUAUUUUCUGGGGAUGAUAUUCCGGCAGAAGAACGGGUUUUGAUUAUUGCCAACCACAGAACUGAGGUUGAUUGGAUGUACUUGUGGGAUCUUGCAUUACGGAAAGGUUUCCUGGGCUCGAUUAAGUAUAUUCUCAAGAGCAGCUUGAUGAAAUUGCCCGUCUUUGGCUGGGGUUUUCACAUUUUGGAGUUCAUCUCAGUUGAUAGGAAGUGGGAAGUUGAUGAACCCGUCAUGCGCAUAAUGCUUUCAACUUUUAAAGAUCCUCAAGAUCCCUUAUGGCUCGCUCUUUUCCCUGAAGGGACUGAUUUUACUGAAAAGAAAUGCCUAGGGAGUCAAAAAUUUGCAGCUGAAGUUGGACUUCCUGUGCUGAAGAAUGUGCUGCUUCCAAAAACAAGGGGUUUUUGUGUUUGCUUGGAAGUUCUUCGGGGUUCAUUGGAUGCAGUUUAUGAUGUAAGUAUUGCGUACAAGCAUCAAUGCCCUAGCUUUUUGGACAAUGUGUUUGGCCUAGAUCCUGCAGAAGUUCAUAUUCAUAUUCGGCGUAUCCCGGUCAAUGACAUCCCAGUCUCUGAUAGUGAGGCUGCUACUUGGUUAAUGAAUACCUUCCAGAUAAAGGAUGAGUUGCUGUCGGGGUUUAAAACUCGGGGCCAUUUCCCUAAUGAAGGAACAGAAGGAGAAUUAUCUACAUUGAGAUGCUUGGUAAAUAUUACAAUCGUAAUUUCCUUGACUGCCAUAUUUACUUAUCUCACCCUUUUCUCAUCCGUUUGGUUCAAAAUAUAUGUAAGUUUAGCAUGUGUUUUCCUUUCCUUAGUUACCUACUUUAAUUUUCUGCCAUUACCAGUUGUAGAUUCUUUUAAUUCUAUGUUUAGUUACAAGAAAAUUUAGUAUUGAAUAGCUUUUUAUAGAAGAUAGCCAACAUACAAGUUAGAUCCCUUGUGAAACUGAUUGCUAAUCUAUAGAAUCCUCUGUUACAGUGUUGGGUUU